AUGAGCAAGGAAGAUAUUAUUGUGUUGAAGCACAUUCUUGUGCUUCUUCCUGGACGCAAACAGCACGUGGGACAUCUUCUUGUUGUAGCUCGUGACCCAACGUAUGAAACGAGUAUGAAAACCAAAACAAUGUUUCGACGAGGAGGUGAUGAAGUGCCGCCGAAAAAUGAAGUAGCACAAGCGCGAGUUUCAGCAAGGCCCACAGAUGAACACUUGGUUGUAUCACCAGGCAGCAUGAAGACGUGGAAUUUCUGCAGAAGAGUCAAUCCACGUCUAAACCCCCUGCGCGUCGCCUACGGACACAAGAGCAACACUCUCAUGGGGAUGGGGCUGAUCAUGAGCAUAUUAUUGAAGAUGAAGAUCACGAAAUGCAGAACGACGUCGUGGCAAAAAAUGUAAAUGUUGUAACGGACCCCCACUUAGAACACGACGACACGCGGCACAUCGAGGACACCUACGAACCAUGGAAACUU
Messenger RNA from Amoebophrya sp. A25, 473 nucleotides. Lineage: Eukaryota; Dinophyceae; Syndiniales; Amoebophryaceae. The record is from the annotation of a GenBank genome assembly.